Amphimedon queenslandica is the source of this 2541-nucleotide messenger RNA. RefSeq lists its product as uncharacterized. NCBI's taxonomy places the organism in Eukaryota, Metazoa, Porifera, Demospongiae, Haplosclerida, Niphatidae. The record is from RefSeq and is a predicted model, not a curated record. The coding region runs from base 864 to 2438 and encodes 524 amino acids. The transcript has 7 exons.
UCUAAAGUGGAAGUUGGUCAGUAAGAGGAUCAAACAUGGCAGAGAGUUGCUUCUCUGUUAUUGGUACAGAGAGCUGUUAUGUGCUGUAUGCUGUUGCAGGUUAUAGUAUACUUAGUAGUGGUCUAGUUUUGAUUCUGAGCUUGAUUCUGAUGAGAAACUGUUAUGUUUACAUUAAGCUUAAAAGACAACUGAGGCAGCAUCAAAGAAAUGAUGGAGAAGAUAUUCCACUACAGAGUGAAGAAACACAAGAAAAUACUGGGUACAAGAUUCACAAUACGGAGGAAACCAAGAAACAAAAUGAUCAGAUAAUACCAUUGGAUCCUAUGUAUGAUGUGGUUACUGGCAAUGAGAAACAAAGUAAUGACGCAAUUAAACCAGCCAACGGUCCCCCUCCUGCUCCCCCACCUCCUCCUAUUCCCACUCCACAACCAGCUGCAGUAUAUGCCGUUGUUAAUAAGAAAAACAAAAACAAGGGCAGCCCAGGACGUUCACUUUCCCCUGCACCAGCUGCUGGUGACCAUACAACAUACAAUACACUCACAAGAGAUGGUUUAACACCAUUGUGUGCUGAGUCUGAUGCUAAUGCUCUUUAUGAUCGACUUGGAAAUGAGUCAGAUGCUCAGAUGUUUCCUGAAGCCCAAUACGACACUGUACAAAGUUAACGUUGUAGUUUGUGAUGUCUUUCAUUAAUAGCUUUUUACUUUGCUGUUUUUGUAGCAUGUAGCAUUAUUUAUCUUAGAUGUAAUGCAUUCCUACCACACCUUGUUCUUUAUAACAAACAAGUUUUGUUUCACUUGUUGUGUCUGAUAAAACUCUAUAUAUUAAUGCCUUGCGUCCAGCGCAUUAUAUCACUGUAACCAACAAUGAAUAAGCAAGUCCCUUUACUGUCCUUGGUAACCUUCAUUGGAUUAAUAGCAAGGUCUUAUUCUUUAAUAUAUCCAAAUGAUCCUUCCUCAUUUAAUUUAUCUUGUAAUCCCUAUGGGCAAGAUAUCAUGCUGCAAUGUACAGUUGAGGAGCCAGUCACAUUGACAUCUCCUUUAUCUCUCCUUUUACUUUGGUACUGGUCAAAUACUGAGAGCAACUUUAGAACCAAUGGCUGCCAGCUCUAUCCCAGCUAUCAAUGCUCCCAAUAUGUUGGAGACAGAAAAUAUUCCUUUGAAUUCCAAAGAAACAGGAGAAACGGGACAAUGGAGAGCAAUAAUCUAGUAACACAUCGUACACUAAUACUACAUAUAAGGAACGUCUCAGUAAAUGACAUGGGAUGCUACUAUUGCAGACCAUGGAUUAACAUGCGGCCAUUGAAUGACAGCAGUGGCGCAUUUUGCAUUAAGCCACAAUCGUAUUAUAAGGAGUUAAAAACCUGUGGAGGCAAAGAGGAGGAAACUCUUGCAUCCAGUAAUGAAGUAAUGCCAUCCUCAGCAAGCUUAGAAUUCUACACUUCAUCUAACCUUCCUAUCAAUACACCAAUUAUUAAUAAUGGACCAACGACUCCUUCAUCAUCGAAUCCAGACCAAUCAACAGCUCACUGGUUAUAUGGUUUCAUUGCAUUGUCUAUAAUACUGAGUUUUACUAUACUCCUCUUGAUUGCCGUGACUUUAAUCCUUUUAAGGAGACAAAUGAUGAAGGACAAACAAAAACAUAGCCAUACACAAGGUUGCAAAGUUACUAUAAGUCCUCCAAUAUACCAAAACAGUUUUGCUCCAAAUGCUUCACAGGGUUUCAUGAACCAGCCACACUUUAUUGGUACUUACUCGUAUGUUCAACCGCACAAAGAAAACUCUCCGGAUAAGCCAAUGCAUUCAGAUUUAUCAUCAAAACAAUAUCAUGAUCAACCAGACGGUAAAGAUUAUGAAAUUGCCCAACCAACCAAAGACAUAACACGAGAUAAUGCUCCAGUUGUUGAUCCUGGGAGCCAUAUUUAUCACACUCUAGACAAAUACAUUGAAGAAUUAGAAUGCUUCAUAGACUCAGACGCAAGCAACACAACAGCGACAACACAAGACUUGUAUGACAGACUGUUUGAUGAUCCUAACUAUUCUCCAAUAUGCACAUCAAACCCAUCCUCAUUGCUAGUUCCUCCACUUCCUCCUCCAGAUAAAUCAACUGAAGUUAUAUAUGAUAGACUUCCUAAAAGGGUAUCCGAAUCGUCUGAUUAUGCUUAUGCCUAUUCUCACAUGACCAAAAAUAAGAAAAAGAAAGAUGACACCAAAGAAUCAGACUCAAAGAAAGGAGAGGAGUUAUUGAAAAUUGCUGCUUUAGGAACAUACGAAAUAGACCCAGAGUUUAUCUCAACACUACGUGCAGUUCCAGAAGAAGAUGGUGCACAUGUAAAAGCAAAAGCACGCGUGGUUGAACCAAACAAAACUAAACAUAGCUAUCAGCCGAUUGAUCAGAAUACUCUGACUCCGGACAACAGCUACACAAAUUUGAAAAAAUAAAAUCAUUGACUAAAAUAUUGUACUCAUAUGAUCAUCAUUAUUAUUAUUGUCAUAUGAAAAAUUUUAUUGCCAUUACCAAUUAUAUCCUAUAAAUUUAGUGUAG